Molecule: messenger RNA, 1330 nt
Organism: Daldinia loculata
Lineage: Eukaryota; Fungi; Ascomycota; Sordariomycetes; Xylariales; Hypoxylaceae
Exons: 1
Coding region: 441-689 (82 amino acids)
Source: RefSeq, a predicted model, not a curated record
UACUACUACUACUACUACUACUACGACGCCAGCAUCGCGCGCGCAAACUGGGUCAACUCACUUACACUAGUGACUCAAACUUGCUCUACUGUCUUUACAUACAUACCCACAUACCCACAUACCGUAUACAGAGUACCGACAACUCCUUCACCUGGGUCACCCCCCCGCAUGCAAGGCUGACGAUAAGACGGUGUCUGGUCUAGGUGUGUGCAACACCCUGUCUCGACGGUACCUCUCUCUUAAGGUUGUCGUCUUAAACUGGGCUAUGAGAGAAGAAGGCCUGCUUUGGUUGUAUUGCGUAUGCUGCAUACUGCAAACUGCACUGUAACUCUUCGUUACCAUACGUUUUGACCAUUCCCCCCUCCUACUCCUCCCACGCACCUUGUUCGUUAUGGCUCACCUCGACUCCAUGCACCCUGACCACCCUGACCACCCCCCUCAUGUACUACUUUCGUUGUUGCAUGGCCAUGCGUUCUCGUGUUGGUUGUCCAUUUUUAUCAUGGCUUUUUCUUUUUUCUUACACGCAUCCUGAUUUGGCAUUCCGUUCUUUGUUGUUGUCUUGGGAUGGGGCCCGGAUGCGAACUGGAGUUCAUAUGGAGCAACGAGCAGGGAUUCCGGGCAUUGCUUUUUUUGUUUGGUGUGACAUUUGGGCGCUGCAAAAGAGUUUAGGAACUGAAUAUCAUGUGUAAGGGCGCAGGGUCUACGGGCAUUUUUUCUCCAUUAUUCUAGGUAUACAGUACUGAUGGAGCUAUGGUGUUUCUUUUUGUCCCCCCCGGCUGUUUUUCUCCUCCCUUCCACCGUUCCCUGAAAGUUAGCGAGUAGAUCCCAGAUGGAUCCGCACAGCGUAGCGGGAAUUCUCUUACUUGUCUCUGGUCUCUGGUCUCUGGUCUCUUAGUCAGGACGUGAUGAUAUAUCCCCUGGUUAUACCCACAUUGGUUGGAUAUGAGAUCUAAAAGCUGACAGCCGCGGGCUGGGGAAUAAGUGGUGUUUUCCAGCCUUAUUUGAGAUGAGAAUUGUCUAUGGAUUGGUGCAUUUUUUGCAGAAGAAUUGGACAACGGCCAGGGGGGGAAACGACCACUACCGCCCACCGGAGUGUCUCAACUUGCAUGGGAAGUGAAUGUCUAGGAAGGGAAAUUGUUUUUUCUUUUGCGGAGAAACGACAUCGAGAACAUGUGGUUUCUAUCUAUUUUCUUAUAUUGAUACCUUGUCACGCGGGCAAUUUGGGAUGAUUAUGCUUAUUCUCGAUGAUACCAAAGCAUGUUAUGAGAAUCAGAUCAAUCAAUGAAUACAGUUAGUUAUGAUAUAUGAUACAAUCUAUCAUACCCCAGAA